Molecule: messenger RNA, 1404 nt
Organism: Tripterygium wilfordii
Lineage: Eukaryota; Viridiplantae; Streptophyta; Magnoliopsida; Celastrales; Celastraceae
Product: F-box protein At2g17036-like
Exons: 2
Coding region: 1-1404 (467 amino acids)
Molecular function (GO): protein binding
Source: RefSeq, a predicted model, not a curated record
AUGUUUCUUUUUCUUGCCUUUCAACGGCAACAAUUGCUAAUAAGGCGCCAUUGCCGCAGCAACCGUGUAUUUCUCAGAUGGUUUAUGUUGGGCCUAGCCGUUAUUGACGCCAUUGUUCAACUUGAGCUUUGCUUUUGGGAACUCUUCGUUUCUUCAAAUUCCUUUGUUUCUCUUUGCUUGAACGCCUCGCUCACCAGUGAGAGUCCGAAAAUUUCUUUCUGGAAGAACAAAUUGGUGAUGGAGUUGUCGGAAUCAGACUGGGCGUGGCUUUCUGAAGGUAUUCUUGACGGAAUUCUAGACUCUAUAGUGUCUUUCUAUGACUACGCCAGAUUCAGUGCGGUUUGCAAACACUGGUACUCUGUUGCACGGCAUCGGAGACGACAGCUUAUGGAAUUGUGGAGCGUACAACUUCCCUUGUUGAUGUUCCCUUCCGCGGAAGGUCGCGAAAAUCAGCAAAGUCUAUACAAUGUCAUUACUGGUAAAACCCAUGAUUUUAAGUUGAAUUACAACCGAAGGUGCUGUGGAUAUUCUCAUGGAUGGUUGGCUACUCUUGGUAAGGAUAUGCUUAUAACUCUUCGAAACCCUUUCUUGAAUCAGAUUAUAACCUUACCCCCAAUUUUUCUGAAAGUCAAUUUAUCCGAUGAUGAUCCUUAUAGCAAUGAAUAUCGAAUCUAUAAAGUGGUAAUGUCUCAUAACCCUUAUCUGUAUCCUGACAAGUAUGAAGUUGUGGCGAUCUAUGAUGGUUGUUUGGCUAUAUUGAAACCCGGAAGCCAAUCCUGGGCUUACCUAGAUAAUGAGCACACCUUAUUCACCUGCUCUGUAGAUAUUAUUUAUUACGAGGAUAUGCUCCUAGUAAUAAAUGAUUAUGAGCUCAUGUCAAUCAAUGCUAAUGGUAGUCGACCACAAAUGGAAAGAAUCGCAUGGAACGAUAAUGAGUAUGGCCACCUUCCUGGCAUGCGCACGAAUUAUCUUGUGAAAUCAUCUGGAGGAGAUCUGUUGUACAUUUGUAGAUAUAUAGACUGGGAUAAUGCUAUGACUCUGACUUUUAAGAUUUUUACCCCCACCAAUAAAGCUAAAAUUAAUAAGCUAUAUUGGCGUGAGAUUAAGAGUCUGGGUGAUGAUGCAUUAUUUUUGGGAGAUAGUCACUCAUUGUGCGUAAAGGCAUCUAACUUUCCUGGUUGCAAACCAAACACCAUGUACUUUGCUCCCCAUUCUUGGGAUAUUUCGUGCUACAGAGGGCUUCAUGAUAUGGGUGUUUUCAACUUGGAGAAUGGGAGCAUCACGCCUUAUUAUCAUUGUGAUCAAUCUCAAAGAUAUUUUCCUCCUCCUUUUUGGGUAGUACCAACACUUGGAGAUAAUAUACAUGUGCAACUAACAACUCCCCUUGCAAUUGGAGAUGAAUAG